This is a messenger RNA of Cylicocyclus nassatus, 690 nucleotides long. The record is from the annotation of a GenBank genome assembly. Lineage: Eukaryota; Metazoa; Nematoda; Chromadorea; Rhabditida; Strongylidae.
AUGUUGUGCCAUUCUUCUCCAUGCAGUUCGAAAGAUGUGCCACCUCCACCAUACGUCAUUUCCAUUGGAGCGUCUCCGAAAAGAUUGAACGCUAAAUCACUAAAAACAAAUGAGAUUAAACUGGAGUGGAUACCAUACACAGUAACCCAUGCGGCUAUUUAUGGAGCUGUAGCAGCUCUGGCGUUUUUGUACAAUACCAUCUGCUUCUUUCAUAAUUUUGGAAGAAUGCCUCUUCACAAGGAUGGUUUCAUGGACGAGGUGUUUGGCGAAGAGGCAUUGCUCUGCUCAGUCGUUAUUCAGUGGUUGUUGAUUUUCUCCAUAUUCAUUUCUGGCAUUGUGCUCGAACGAUGUGUCCCACAACCAUUGCAUAUAUUCUUGUCGGUACUGGCAACCAAUGCUAAUGCAGUCCUAUUUGUUCUGAACAUUAGAAAAGUUAUAGACGAAGUCAUACCCAUAGACUGCCAGUACUUCAUCUUCAUCGUACUAUUAUUUAUCCUGUCAGUGGCCCUAUGUUGUGCAUACAUCGUGGCUAUAACUUAUUACAAAAAGCAAAAAAGACUCGAUCGCUCCUUGAUCCUAUCAAAUACUGUGUUUCAAGCCAGGCAACGACGAGUAAAAGAACUAGAGUACACUUUUGAUCCAACCUUUGACGAUAUUUCUUUGUUAACUUAUUCUCCUAUAAAAUUAUGA